Messenger RNA from Xenia sp. Carnegie-2017, 1661 nucleotides. RefSeq names its product GFP-like non-fluorescent chromoprotein. Gene Ontology annotation, biological process: bioluminescence. The record is from RefSeq and is a predicted model, not a curated record. NCBI's taxonomy places the organism in Eukaryota, Metazoa, Cnidaria, Anthozoa, Malacalcyonacea, Xeniidae. The transcript has 4 exons. The coding region runs from base 175 to 855 and encodes 226 amino acids.
UCUCGAGCAGGUGCAACCUUCGACCUUUGGUCUCUGGCUUCAUUGAUCAACUCUCGAGCUCUCUCAAAGGUCUUCUCGGUUUGCAUCAGCCUGUGCAAACACAGUAAACAUCUUUUAUUUCUUAAUUCUGUUUCGUUUCAGGAGAAUCUAACAAAAUACGGCUUGAAAGAAUUAAUGGAUUAUAAAGUUAAUGUUGAAGGAUGUGUAAACUGUCAUACCUUCACCAUCGAAGGAUUGGGAAAAGGGAAUGUCCUAUCUGGAAAUCAGAUGGUCCAAAUCCGUAUUACGAAAGGUGGCCCUCUCCCCUUCUCUUUCGACAUUCUAUCAGUGUGCUUCCAGUAUGGCAAUCGAAUAUUCACAAAGUAUCCAAAAGAAAUACCCAGCUACUUUAGGCAAUGCUUUCCAGCAGGUUUUACAAUGGAAAGAUCGCUUCGUUUUGAAGAUGGUGGAUGCUUGGAUAUCCGGUCGGAUGUAAGUCUUUUUCAGGGGAAGUUUGUUUACAAGAUAGAAUGCAGAGGAGAAAACUUUCCCAGUGAUGGUCCAAUAAUGAGCAAGUCAUUGUUAGGUUUGCAACCAUCAUUUGAAACAGUUUUCGCAAGAAAUAGUUCGGUUGUUGGUGAAGUCAUUCUUUCCUUUAAACUAAAACAAGGCAAACACCAUACUUGUCACAUGAAGACACUAUACAGGUCGAAGCAGCCUGUGUCCAAUAUGCCAAAUUAUCAUUUUAUUCAACAUCGUUUGGAGAAAACUAAUGUUUCGGCUGAAGGAAAUUACAUCGAGCAACAUGAAACAGCGAUCGCUCAAAAUUCGUCAAUACGUAAACCAAUUGGAUCUCUUUAUUAUUGGUCUUCUUAACCUACGUAUACCUUUACGACCAAUCAUACAAGGCUUUCAUUCGACGUCAUAGCUGAAGGAUUGCAAAAAGCUAUAGGAGUGCUUUUUGAGCUUUCUCUUUUGAAGUUUUGCUUGUUUUCCUUUGUUAGGAUCGAGCAGUAAUCGGGAACGUUUGAACUUUUCUUUCGUAAUUACCAACGAUUAUCUGUUUUUCCAUACAAAAUUCUUUUAUAAAGAAAAAUGUAAGUUUUAAUUAGUUGGUUGACGCAGACAAACUUUGUUUUUCGAACUGCAGUUACAAUAAAUACUAGAUAUAAAUCGUUGUUUUCAAUGAAAAUAUGUGUAAAUAUGUGAAAUUCUCUACUCAAAUAUGCCUAUUGGAGCAUGAAAUGCAAUUAUUCUCAUCUGUUUCAUGAUAAUGGUCUUUAAUUUACAUAGCACGACCAAAUUUGCGGGCUGGCUACGCCACUGUGUACGAUCGAUCCGUAUAAUCAACAAUAUACAUAUCAAUGGUUGAUUUAAGGCUGUUAUCGACGUAUGAUUCUUAAUGUGUAGUUUUGCUGAAACACUAAUGAUAAACAGGUUUCUUAAGCAAAGUUGUGAGACCAAAGAUCGUCUUUUGAGGCAAACUACAGUGCCAAUGAGGGAAGGGGACGUGAAAUUACAAUUGCUAUCUGGCGAACACAGUUGUGAAAAGCUGAAUAUUUUUUUAGUUUAGCCCUGCUCGCAAUUACCUAAAUGAUGUUGAACACCAUUUGUGUGAAAAUAAAUGGAAUUUAUGUAAAUCAAUUGAAAUGGAAUAAAUAAAUGGAAUAAAUGGAAAAAAA